AUGCCCGAGAAUGUGAGCAAGGUGAUCGCCAAGAAAGGGGCCAAGAAGGCGGCUUCCAUGUCGCACUCGAAGGGCGCGAAGAGGCGGCGCCGGGUCCGCAGGGAGAGCUACGGCAUCUACGUGUACAAGGUGUUGAAGCAGGUGCACCCGGACACGGGCAUCUCCUCCAAGGCCAUGAGCAUCAUGAACUCCUUCGUCAACGACGUCUUCGAGCGGAUCGCCUGCGAGGCGCUGCGCCUGGUGCACUACAGCGGGCGGCACACUAUGUCGUCGCGGGAGAUCCAGACGGCCGUGCGGCUGCUGGUGCCCGGGGAGCUGGCCAAGCACGCAGUCUCCGAGGGCACCAAGGCCGUCACCAAGUACACCAGCUGCAAAUGAGACACACCCGCUGGCAACCUGCCCUCCACACACCCACCCACACACCCAACAAAGGCUCUUUUCAGGGCCACCUCCACAUUGUCCGCUUGGAGUUUCGCUUACAGGGGCUAUAAGCUCCUCGAUCGGAUCGAAAAUGACGGGAAUGGAGACAAUAGGUGUAGGAGUAGGCCACUCGGCCCUUCGAGCCAGCUCUAUUUGUUACUAACACCUAUGAGAGAAGUGAGUGACUCAAACUUCUGAAUUAUCUGGGGUGUUAAAUGGUCAGCUCGACAUAGACUACAAGACCUACACCAAAUCCAAACCAAUUAGGAGCAGACCAGGGCAUUCGAUCCAAUUUGUGAUCCCAGCUACAAAGACAGAUGUGUACAGCAAUUCGUUCUUCCCCCGACAAUUAAAGCAUGGAAUAAUCUCCACCCAACUAUAGUUACCCAACCAGAUGCAACUAAAUUUAAAGUAGCUCUUUCUUCCCAAUAACCCUUU
Messenger RNA from Leucoraja erinaceus (little skate), 858 nucleotides. RefSeq names its product late histone H2B.L4-like. Gene Ontology annotation, cellular component: nucleosome. Gene Ontology annotation, molecular function: structural constituent of chromatin; protein heterodimerization activity; DNA binding. The coding region runs from base 1 to 378 and encodes 125 amino acids. The record is from RefSeq and is a predicted model, not a curated record. The transcript has a single exon. Lineage: Eukaryota; Metazoa; Chordata; Chondrichthyes; Rajiformes; Rajidae.